This is a messenger RNA of Austrofundulus limnaeus, 1978 nucleotides long. Its product is annotated as sodium-dependent neutral amino acid transporter SLC6A17. Gene Ontology annotation, biological process: L-leucine transport; proline transport; alanine transport. The record is from RefSeq and is a predicted model, not a curated record. The transcript has 10 exons. Lineage: Eukaryota; Metazoa; Chordata; Actinopteri; Cyprinodontiformes; Rivulidae. Gene Ontology annotation, cellular component: synaptic vesicle; plasma membrane. The coding region runs from base 280 to 1947 and encodes 555 amino acids.
GGCUCCUGCUUCCUUCGCUGUGAACAUCUGAGGAACUUUGAGUUUCCACCUCAUGAAGUUGUUCGGAUGUGGGUGGGUUUUCCUGGACGAGUCCUGUUCCAGGCAGAGGUCAGGAAUAAGUCGCGCGUGACCUUGACUGUGUUUAUGCUUUCACCCGGGAUGAUAAUCCGGACGCAGGACUGAAAAUUCACAUCUGGAAUCCAGCUGUCAUCCUUCCUCUCUCUGUCUCUCUCUGCACCUGCUCCCUCUCCCCCCACCUCUGGACCCUCAUCCUCCUCAAUGCCGAAGAACAGCAAGGUGACGCAGAGCGAGCAGAGCCACGAGCCGGUCACCGAGUCCGUGGCCGACCUGCUCGCUAACGAGGAGCCGCUAGACUACAAGAGCAGCUCCCUGAAUGUGGGGGCCGCCGCCGCCGCCGCCGCUGCUGGGAAAAAGGUCCCGCAGAUCCAGGCGCCAGAGAAUGAUGGCAGGCCCGCCUGGAACAGCAAGCUGCAGUAUAUCCUGGCCCAGGUGGGCUUCUCCGUGGGCCUGGGAAACGUGUGGCGCUUCCCUUACCUGUGCCAGAAGAAUGGAGGAGGUGCUUAUUUGGUUCCUUACUUCAUCCUCCUCCUCAUCAUCGGCAUCCCGCUCUUCUUCUUGGAGCUGGCUGUGGGUCAGAAGAUCCGACGCGGGAGCAUCGGUGUGUGGAACUACGUCUGCCCUCGCCUGGGCGGGAUAGGCAUGUCGAGUCUGAUGGUGUGCGGUUUCGUGGGGCUCUACUAUAACGUCAUCAUCGGGUGGAGCAUCUUCUACUUCUUCCAGUCCUUCCAGUAUCCUCUACCGUGGAGCGAGUGUCCAAUCAGAAGAAACGGGACAAAUGCCAUUGUGGAGCCAGAGUGUGAGAAAAGCUCGGCCACGACCUACUUCUGGUACCGGCAGACACUGAACACGACCAGCACCAUCGCAGAGAGCGGCGGUCUCAACGUCAAAAUGACCCUGUCGCUGCUGGUGGCCUGGAUCAUCGUCUGCCUCGCCGUCAUCAAAGGAAUCGCCUCGUCUGGGAAGGUGAUGUACUUCAGCUCUCUUUUUCCCUACGUGGUGCUCUUCUGUUUCAUGGUCAGAGGGUUAAUGCUGAAGGGAUCAGUGGAUGGGAUCGCUCAUAUGUUCACUCCAAAGCUAGAGAAGAUGUUGGAGCCCCAGGUUUGGAGGGAAGCAGCCACCCAGGUCUUCUUCGCCCURGGUCUGGGUUUCGGAGGGGUCAUCGCCUUCUCCAGCUACAAUAAGAUAGACAACAACUGUCACUUUGACGCCGUGCUYGUCUCUUUCAUCAACUUCUUCACCUCCAUCUUAGCUACGCUGGUGGUGUUUGCUGUGCUGGGCUUCAAGGCGAACAUCAUGAAUGAAAAGUGUGUCUCAGAAAAUGGAGAAAAGAUCCUGGGGUAUCUCAACUCUAACGUCCUGAGCCACGACCUCAUCCCUCCGCACGUUAACUUGUCCCAUCUCACCACGUCGGACUACGCUGAGGUGUACAGCGUCAUCAAGACCGUAAAGGAAGAUGGCUUCGCCCAGUUGGGUCUAGAGCCUUGUAUCCUGGAGGAUGAGCUCAACAAGGCUGUCCAGGGCACUGGUCUGGCCUUCAUCGCCUUUACAGAGGCCAUGACCCAUUUCCCAGCAUCCCCUUUCUGGUCAGUGAUGUUCUUCUUCAUGCUUAUCAACCUGGGUUUGGGCAGCAUGAUCGGCACCAUGACCGGCAUCACCACGCCUGUCCUGGACGCUUACAAGGUCCAGAAGGAGCUUUUCACAGUGUGUUGCUGCAUCGUGGCUUUCCUGUGUGGCCUGCUGUUCGUUCAGCGGUCAGGAAAUUAUUUUGUCACCAUGUUUGAUGAUUACUCGGCCGGUCUGCCUCUCACUGUGGUGGUCAUCCUGGAAAAUCUGUCUGUCGCUUGGAUUUAUGGGACUAAAAGGUGAGACCCGCCCUUUGUUAGUGUGUUUGUUGAGG